Molecule: messenger RNA, 980 nt
Organism: Symbiodinium pilosum
Lineage: Eukaryota; Dinophyceae; Suessiales; Symbiodiniaceae
Source: the annotation of a GenBank genome assembly
GUGCCGCAGCUGUGGCAGCGCAGCGACGUCAUGCAAGCAGCACACCUCCCUUGGGAUUUAUUGGCCUGGGGAAGAUUGGAAGCGGCAUGGUCAUCAAUUUGAUCAAGGGUGGAGAGUCGCUCAUCGUCUUUGACCCGAGCUCCGCAGCCGCGAAGGCAGUCGAAGGCGAGGCUGCAAAAGCCGUGGCAAGCAUUGCUGAGGUGGCUCAUGACGCUCGGGUGGUGUUCUCGGCGUUGCCCGAUGACAACGUCCUGCAGGCCGUGUCCUCGGAGCUUCUCCCCAAACUGGCAGCCAGAGGUGAUCGUCCGAUCCAUGUCUCUUGCUCCACGGUAUCACCGAGCAUUUCGCGAGCUCUAUCUGAGGCACAUGCCGAGAAAGAGGUGGGUUUCGUUUCCGCGCCGGUCUUUGCCCGUCCUGACGGGAUGCGUCGCGGGGAAGCAACAUUUCCGGUGAGUGGACCAGACUGGGCCAAAGAAACUGUCGUCCCCUUGCUCAAGAAGACAGCCUUGGGCGUUCAUGACUUUGGCGAGGACGCCGGUGCGGCAAACGUGGUCAAGCUGGGCGGAAACUUCCUCAUUGCUGCUGCCAUCCAGUCCAUGGCAGAGGCUUCCGCCCUGGCAGAGAGCUAUGAUGUAGAUCGUGAGAAAUUCAUCUCCCUCAUGUCAUCUACCAUAUUUGAUUGCUUGAUCUACAAAGGUUAUGGUCACCGCGUAGCUGCACGUGAUCAUCAUCCUUACCCUGACGCCCAUUUUGCGUUAGACUUGGGCAGCAAGGACGUCUCCCUUGUGCACAGCGCAGCUGCGCAGGCCCGCUGUCCAAUGCCAGUCGCGUCGCUGCUGCGGGAUCGCUUUGUUGCGUCGCAGAACUCGGGAAGAGGCAAGCUCGACUGGUCAGCUGUGGCUUUGAAAGCUUCAGAGGAAGCUGGCAGCAAGCAGGUUGCGGAGGCCAUCACACGUCUUGAGAACGGCCGCUCCAGCUAG